This is a messenger RNA of Chlorella variabilis, 1206 nucleotides long. RefSeq lists its product as hypothetical. Gene Ontology annotation, molecular function: ribosomal small subunit binding; ATP binding; iron ion binding. The coding region runs from base 70 to 819 and encodes 249 amino acids. The record is from RefSeq and is a predicted model, not a curated record. NCBI's taxonomy places the organism in Eukaryota, Viridiplantae, Chlorophyta, Trebouxiophyceae, Chlorellales, Chlorellaceae. Gene Ontology annotation, biological process: ribosomal subunit export from nucleus; translational initiation; translational termination. The transcript is spliced from 8 exons.
CAGGUCAGCGACCAGGGCGUGGAGGGGGAUGAGGAGCAGAAGAAGUUUUUGUCCUACAAGUAUCCCGCCAUGACCAAGACCCAGGGCGCCUUCACCCUGCACGUGGAGCGUGGCGAGUUCACCGACUCGGAGAUCAUCGUGAUGCUGGGGGAGAACGGUACCGGCAAGACCACCUUCAUCCGCAUGCUGGCCGGCAUGCUCAAGCCCGACGAGGAGCUGGAGGUGGAGCUGGAUGAAUUUGCGGUCAGCUACAAGCCGCAGAAGAUCUCUCCCAAGUUCCCCGGCACGGUGCGUGACCUGCUGCACAAGCGCAUCCGCGACUCGUACCUUCACCCCGGCUUCCAGGCAGACGUCAUGAAGCCGCUGGCCAUUGAGCACCUCAUGGACAACCAGGUCCAGACGCUGUCGGGAGGCGAGCUGCAGCGCGUGGCCAUCACGCUGUGCCUGGGCCAGCCCGCCAACGUCUACCUGAUUGACGAGCCCUCGGCCUACCUUGACUCUGAGCAGCGCAUCCUGGCCGCCAAGGUCAUCAAGCGCUUCAUCAUGCACAGCAAGAAGACGGCGUUCAUCGUGGAGCACGAUUUCAUCAUGGCCGCCUACCUGGCAGACAGGGUCAUCGUGUAUGAGGGACAGCCAUCCAAGGAGGCCACCGCCCGCACGCCGCAGUCGCUGCUCACAGGGAUGAACACCUUCCUGAAGAACCUGGAGAUCACGUUCCGGCGGGACCCCACCAACUACCGGCCCCGCAUCAACAAGAAGGAGUCGACCAAGGACCGGGAGCAGAAGCUGGCGGGAACCUUCUACUACCUCGAGGACUGAGGAGGUGGUGCUGUGGGAGGUACCAUGCUACGGUACCAUGGACAGCACCUGGACAUCGCGCACGCAGCCGCCGCCAGCCCAGCAGGCUGAGCAGGCAGAGGGCUGGGCUGCAGUUGGGCUCGCGCCACGGCCCGGCAGCCCUGGGCGAGGGCUGCCUGGCGGCGAGAAAGCGUGCCUGCCUGGCCAGGCCAGCGCCCGGUAGCAGCAGCAGCCACAGGGCAGCGAUAGACUGCCGCAGGCGACACGUGUGCAGUACACAUUUCAUCUGGCGCAGGCCGCUCACAGCCGCCCGCGCCCAAACUGAUUGUUGGCCGACCUGAGAGCGCUGCUGUGCAUUGCUUACAAGUGAAUCGCUCAUAGAAAAAGGUUGUAAGCUCAUGAUGCAGC